Aphis gossypii (cotton aphid) is the source of this 3099-nucleotide messenger RNA. RefSeq names its product autophagy-related protein 13 homolog. The record is from RefSeq and is a predicted model, not a curated record. The transcript is spliced from 6 exons. The coding region runs from base 1276 to 2649 and encodes 457 amino acids. Gene Ontology annotation, cellular component: extrinsic component of membrane; Atg1/ULK1 kinase complex; phagophore assembly site. Gene Ontology annotation, biological process: autophagosome assembly; mitophagy; protein localization to phagophore assembly site. NCBI's taxonomy places the organism in Eukaryota, Metazoa, Arthropoda, Insecta, Hemiptera, Aphididae.
GAGCUGUGCCGCGGUGGUCGUCGGCCGUCGCUCGAGUUCGUGACCGAAGACCAUUGACCACCACGCGCGAAAACAUAUUUACCGCGUGACGUAACGGCCACCGAUUGGAGCAGCGUGAUCGUCUGCGGCUCGCGCGGAAUUUCCACAUGCCCGACGGUAUGCACCACGUCACGCGUUCCGCUGCGGAUCCGCCCGUCGCGCUGGCCAAUAUUACUAUUAUUUUUUCCUCCUUUAUUUCGCCUCCAUGCCCCGCCCAGUCGGCAGACUUGGGUUCCCCGGUCCCGCCGCCACCGUCGUCGUCACGUAACCGUAUACCGAUACCCGUCCCCCCCACCACAGACGCGCGCACUUUGGUUACCCGCGUGUAACAUAAUUGUCAAUUGUGUGUAGCGUAUGUCUGUAUCGACGACGAUAGCGCAAACGAGCGUGUUUUCCACGACCGUCUAGACCUCGUCCGCCACCGCCGCCGCCGCCGCCCGUCCGUGCACUGUGCGUACAUUGUAUAAUCGAGUAUAUAAUAAUAAUAUUGUAUCUAUCAGUCGCUAUUAUUAUUAGUCGUUUUUUUUUUUAAAAAAACAAAAACCGAAAUUCGACGAUCACGCCUUAAAAACGACGCGGGAAUAAUAAUAAUCGUAAGCGUGAUAACGCGAGUGACAUCAGCCACAAGUCCUACAAGGAUAUUCACGUUUCCUACCGUACGGAAUAUACUACAAGCGAAGAUACCGCGUAAAUCCACAUGCGAAUUAUUGUGUUCAAACUUUAAAUGCGCGUACACGACACCGUCUGACCAGUGUGUGCAAUCCGGUGUGACGUUUUGCUUGUUAAAUUAUUUUCGUUCGACUCGCGGUCAAAUUCACAUCCACACGUUUCCGCUGCCAAAAGUGUUUUUGUGUUAUCGAGUGCGAGUGUGGCCCACAGCAGGCUGCUGUCGUUCGACCGUUCGGCCGCCGUCUACAUGUUUUGCGUGCGUGUCGUCGACUGUCGUGGCGCCAAAAAGCCAGUCGUCGUUCCCGUCGUACCCCUUCUGAUUCGGUGGCGUACCUUACAAUAAUAUUAACUACUGUAACACUAAUAACUUUGAUACACGUUAACGAAUUAUUGCAAAAUGCAGAAAAAUGUGACGCAACUAAUAAUUUUAAAACAAAGACAAUUUAAAUGUUCAAAAUUAUUAAUAGUUUGUCCAUGUGUGAAUUUUAUAUUAAAUUGGUGUUAAUAAGUGUUCAUAGUUCAAUUUUAAUUUUUUUUUCUACCAUUUCUUAAAUAUAAAAAAUUACAAUGGUGGAUACACGAACAUUAACUGAUUCAGCUGAGAAAGAAAGGCAAGAAAUGGAACAGCUAACUAAACUUAUGACUAUGAAAUCAGCUCAAAUAAUUGUUCAAUCAAGAAUGGGUGAAAAAUUGCAUACUUAUUGUACAAAUCAAAAUAGUUCGAUGAAUGUUGCAAUAAAAGAAAUCCCAGAUGUAAUAACCGAAACAAAACUAGCAUUAAGUAAUGGACUUGUAGAUGCUGUUCCUUUAUGCGUUGAAAUAUUUUUGAAAACUGUUGAUGGAGAUACGAUGACAUUAGAAACAUGGAGUAUUGGUUUAUUAGCUGAAAGUGUCUUUGAUCCCUUUUGUUCUCGACACUUAGUUUAUACUCUAUAUAACAGAUUAGGAAUUUUAUUAAAAUCAUUAGUGUCAGUUUCUCGAGUAAUACCAGCGUAUCGAUACUCUAGGCAACAAUCCCAUGAUUCUUUUCAAAUUCAUCAUCGAAUUUAUGCUGGAGAACCUCAAGUCCAUACUCUUGGAAAAGAAUAUAAAGAAUUACAAAUUGGCCAAGUGUCAAUGCCUAUCGGGACCAUUCAAGUGACAGUUUGUUACCGUACUUCUAUGACACUAACAUCUCAACAAGAUCCAAUUAUGUUGAAAAGUGAUCAUUUUCGAAAAGAAUAUAGCCCACGGCACAACCAGAUUAUCAAAACUCCAAUUGAUCAGUCUAGAACAUUCAUCAUGGAUGAUUGGACUGUGGGUGCUUUUUCUGACAGUCUUGAAGAAAAAGUUAAAAACCUUAACUUAUACCGUAUUCCUGAGUUUCCAAAAGAUACAUUCAUAAAACCCAGAAAACGAGCUGAAUAUUGGCAACCACACGUGGUACCUAGUAAUCAAUUGCAAAAAGUUCAAGAAUCAACAAAUGAAAAUAAUAAUUCAAUAACAUCUUCUAUUCAAAAUAACAAGACUUCUACAGUAAGCAAUGGUGUGGUGGUGAGCACUGGAGUUGCCAAUAAUGUCAUUUCAACUGAAAACAAAAACAAACUCAACCAUUCAAUGAAUACAUCCAGCAAUGAGGCCAUCAAUGAUUUUAUUUUGGUAGAAUUGGGUCAGUCUGUAAAACCUCAAUCACCUGAAGAUUUUUGUCGGAGACGUAGUUGUGACAACAAUCCAUUACAAUUUAAGCCUGCUGCAUUUUCUGAUUCAAAUCCAAACAUUGAAUUGGCACUCUUCUAUCAAAAGUUUCUUGGUGCUCCAUCAUUAAAAGUUCGUCCUGAUCAUUUGAAUGUCUACAACCACCUGUCCGAAAUUGUUGAACAAAUUAAAUGUUUUGAUGAACGUAUGGAAGAAUUUGACAGGGUAGUAUUAGACUUAUGCCACAAAGAUGAUGACAGUGAAUAAAAUAAUUGAAAAACAUAUACCCUCCGUUAUGUUUGUAACAAGACUGACUGUCAAAAUGAGUAAGAAGCUCAAAAAUUAAUAUGUACUUUAUAUGCAUAUACAUAUAUAUUUAUAUAUAAUGUAUGUAUGUACUAUUUUUUUAAAAUAUUUUAUAAAAUAAAUAAAAUCAAGUUAUAGCAAAGUUUUAAAUAAUUCCAAAACAUUACUGUUUUGUUUAUUUUCUAAGCAAAUGACUGAUCAAUGAUUGAUAAAUUAAUAAAUUAUUUAUUAUCCUCGCGUAGGGUGUGGUCACUAAAAAUCACUUAGGCCUGAAAGUUCCUCCUUUUUGUUAAACAUAAAAAUAAUAAAGUUUUGCAUUUAUGUUUAAUGAGGUUUAGUUUUAAUUUUUAUUUAUUUUGUUUGUUUAUUUCAUAAUGUUACCUUUAAUAAUAAAUAAUUAUUUAACUUUUU